Jaculus jaculus (lesser Egyptian jerboa) is the source of this 1590-nucleotide messenger RNA. Its product is annotated as vomeronasal type-2 receptor 1-like. Bases 1 to 1590 code for a protein of 529 amino acids. The record is from RefSeq and is a predicted model, not a curated record. Lineage: Eukaryota; Metazoa; Chordata; Mammalia; Rodentia; Dipodidae. The transcript has 5 exons. Gene Ontology annotation, molecular function: G protein-coupled receptor activity. Gene Ontology annotation, cellular component: membrane. Gene Ontology annotation, biological process: G protein-coupled receptor signaling pathway.
AUGUGGCUUUGCAUCCUGCUUGGUGCUCUCAUGGGCCGUGUCUCUGGGGCCCUUUCUGGACCAAUAGGCUGGCGGUUGCCAGGGGAGACGCCUCGCUUCGAGCGAGCCGGGGAUGUGGUGAUCGGGGGCAGCUUCUCCAUCUUGUUCUUCUACAACGUUACCCUGUUUGACUUCACGUUCCCGCCAGCUGGGCUGCCACCUUCUGGCGUUUCUCCAUGGGGCUACCGGGUGGCCCAGAGUUUUGUCUUUGCCGUGGAGGAGAUCAAUAGGAGCCCCAAGCUGCUGCCCAACCUGACGCUGGGCUUCUCCAUCCGCAACUCUGGGGACUCGGUGCGCGGCGCCCUGCGUGAGACGAUGGGCUUUCUCACGGGGCAGGAGGAGCCCCUCCCCAACUACUCGUGUCAUCUUGGUCCUCCUCGGGCUGCCAUGGUCGGGGACACGCGGUCAGCCCUGUCUGUGUCCAUGGCCAGGCUUCUGGGGCUGUACAAGUUUCCCCAGGUCAGUUACUCGUCCACGCUGCCCAGCCUCAGCGACAAGACCCAGUUCCCAUCCUUCCUUCGGACCCUGGCUAGUGACCUCACAUCCUCCCACGCGCUGACCCAGCUGGUGCUGCACUUUCAGUGGUCGUGGGUGGGCAUUCUGUCCCAGGAUGACGACUUUGGGCAGCAGGCCAGCUCCCUGAUCUCCCAGGAGCUGAGCCAGGCUGGUGUCUGCAUUGAGUUCCACCUCCAGGUUCCUUCCCAGGAGUCUUCGGAGAAGACUGAAGCUAUUGUUCAAAAGAUGCUGAGAUGCACCGCUAAGGUGGUUCUGGUCUUCCUGAGCAACUCGAACUUCCAGCUCAUCCUGUACCGUUUGCGGGACCUCCGUGUCGCAGGUCAGGUGUGGGUCAGCAAGGGUGCGCUGCACAUGGCUCUUGCCCUGACCAUUCCAGGCGUCUCCCAGGUCCUGCAAGGCUCAUUUGGCCUCUUAUAUCACAGCAGCCAGGCACGUGGGUUCCCUGAGUAUCUCGCUCAACUGCGCCCCAGCCGGACCCCAGAGGACAUGUUCAUGGAGAGCUUCUGGGAGUCCACCUUUGGGUGCACGUGGCCCCACAGGAACAGCACAGUGACGGGGGGUGUCAAGUUCUGCUCAGGGAAUGAGAGUCUGAGAGAGCGGGAGUUCCCUUUCCAGGAAGUGAGUAAAAUCGAUGCUGCGUACACAGCUGUCCACAGCAUCGCCCAUGCCCUGCAGGACCUGAUCGCCUGUGAGCGCGGGGACGGGGCGUGCGCAGACCCUCAGCGCUUCCAGCCCUGGCAGAUCAAUAGGAGCCCCCAGCUGCUGCCCAACCUGACGCUGGGCUUCUCCAUCCGCAACUCUGGGGACUCGGUGCGCGGCGCCCUGCGUGGGACGAUGGGCUUUCUCAUGGGGCAGGAGGAGCCCGUCCCCAACUACACAUGUCAUCCUGGUCCUCCUCGGGCUGCCAUGGUCGGGGACACGCGGUCAGCCCUGUCUGUGUCCAUGGCCAGGCUUCUGGGGCUGUACAAGUUUCCCCAGGAAGGAGACACCCCUGGACCUGUGAGCUACCACUUCCAUCACCCUUACCCCAAGUAA